GCAACAUCCGUAAUCUGUCUUUGAACAGAAUAAUAAGCCACGUAUUUUUGUCUUCGUCAAAAAGUCAAUAGCUGUCUUUUGAAUGCUGAAAAUCUGUCGCCCUGUUUUUGUUCAGAGCAUGUCUUCAUUUUAAGCAAUUUUCUUCCUUUGUCUGCGUAAGAUUUCACAGUUUGCUUAGUUUUUCUCUUCACAGUUUACCCCCUUUAUCAAUCUCUCUGACACACAAAAGACAUGGAAUCUAACGCCUCGGAGGUUGCUCUUGAUUUGUUUCCCUACCUUAAAGUCUACAAAAAUGGAACGCUCGAGAGAAUCGCCGGAGUCGAAGUAGUUCCCCCGGGACUUGACCCUGAAACCAACGUCUUAUCAAAAGACAUCGUCAUCGUCCCCGAAACCGGCGUCUCAGCUAGGAUUUACCGCCCCAACUUAAUUAGUGAAGAUCGAAAGCUUCCCCUUGUAGUUUAUUUUCAUGGUGGAGCCUUCUGUGUAGCAUCGCCAGCUUUUCCGCCCUACCAUACCAGCCUCAACAAGCUCGUUGCUGAGGCUAACAUCAUUGCUCUUUCAGUUGAUUACAGGUUGGUCCCGGAGCAUCCUCUUCCUACUGCAUAUGAAGAUUCAUGGGUUGCACUUCAGUGGAUUGCUUCUCACAAGGAUGAAGAUGGCAACCAGGAAGCUUGGAUCAAGGACUAUGUUGGGUUCGAACAGGUGUUUUUGGCUGGUGAUAGUGCUGGGGGCAAUAUUGCACAUCACUUGGCUUUACGAAUCAAGGAAUCGAAUUUGGGUCAAAAGCUGAAGAUUCUUGGUAUCGGUAUGAUCCAUCCUUACUUUUGGGGAACGAGCCCGAUUGGACCGGAGCUUAAUGAUCGGUCCAGGAAAGAAUUAGUGGAUAAGUGGUGGUUAUACGUUUGUCCCACCGACAAAGGGUGCGAUGAUCCGCUUAUCAAUCCGUUUGUGGAUGGUGAGAGUGCUGAUCUUGCAGGCUUGGCAUGUGAUAGAAUCCUUAUAAUUGUUGCAGAGAAGGAUAUACUAAAGGGUAGAGGGUGGUUGUAUUAUGAUAAAUUGGUGAAAUCAGGGUGGAAAGGUAAGGCAGAGAUUAUGGAGACGGAAGGUGAGGAUCAUGUGUUCCAUAUCUUUAAUCCUGAUUGUGACAACGCCAACCGCUUGACCAAGCGUUUGGCUUCUUUCUUUAACCAAGGGAAGCUUCCUUUCCAAUUAAAAUGUCAAAGCGAGGUGCUUGGUUAGUAAGUAAACUAAAAUAAGAAGGGUGAGAUUGAGAUAUAACCUAUUGUCAACAUGCGCUGCAUCUGUUUGUAUUUCCUUUCCAUUAUACAAUUUGUCUUAAUUGAUGCACUUUUCUGAAA
Messenger RNA from Gossypium raimondii (Peruvian cotton), 1358 nucleotides. Its product is annotated as probable carboxylesterase 2. The transcript has a single exon. Gene Ontology annotation, molecular function: hydrolase activity. The coding region runs from base 232 to 1239 and encodes 335 amino acids. The record is from RefSeq and is a predicted model, not a curated record. Lineage: Eukaryota; Viridiplantae; Streptophyta; Magnoliopsida; Malvales; Malvaceae.